GUUACCAAACGCGCUUUUUCGCUUUUGUAAACAAUUUGGAAAGCCGGCUGAGGACAUGGAUCGCUUGGCCAGGAUCUUCUCGCAGCAGGACGAACUGAUAACUCUGGACAGUGGGUUUAAGGAUGAGUACGAAACAUUCAAGUCCCUGCAUGCCUUGCCGGCAGAAAAGCGCCAGAGUCUCGAGCAGCUGACACUGAAGUUAUUGACGGACUUGGAGCUGCCGCAUGACAGGGAUUCAUGCGCGUUGAGAUCGCGGACCCUGCGCGAGGAGGGUAACCUCGUAUUCAGGGACGAUACCAAGGAAGCGGAACAAAUACUAAAAGCCUGCCGACUCUACACGGGCGCCGUUUUUGAGGCGGAGGACGCUUCUGAGGAACUGGCUCUUGCCUUUGCCAACCGAGGCAUGGCUUUGCAGGAGUACGGGUAUUACCGUGAGGCCUACGACGAUUGCGCCAAUGCGCUGGACUGCGGGUAUCCGGAAAAGCUGCAGCACAAGGUAAUCAUGCGCCAGGCGUUUUGUGCCUGGAAGUUGGAAAAUAUUGAGGCAUUCGAGGAGCACUUGGCGUGUCUGGAGAAGCUGCAGCUGAAUGAGGGCUAUGAACGACAGGUAAAGCAUCUCAAAGAGAAGCUGGAGCUACUGAAAAGCCACAAGAAGCAGACAGUAAUUAAUGAGACAGAGGCUGGCACAGUUUUGGAGGAAAUCCUUACAGAUCCUGGAGAGCGUGGUCGCUAUAUGGUGGCCAAGGAAGCUAUACCCCAGGGCAAAGUGAUCUUCUCCGAGCGAGCCUCCUGUUUUGUUCCCCUGGAGCAACGACUGAUUUGCCAUCAGUGUGCCGCCACCUUGAUGAGUGCCCCUAUACCCUGUUCGCAGUGUCACCAGCGAGUGGUGUACUGCUCCAGAAAGUGCAGGGAGAAGCAUUUGGCCAUCCACAGGUACGAGUGCGCCGCUUACCGCCGGGAUUUGCUCAAGCUUUUGGGCGUUUCUCACUUGGCAUUGCGUCUGGUCCUGACCUAUGUGCCUCUGAUGCUGCCGCAUCUUGCGGGUUGUACCAGCUCCCAAGCGAUUUGGAGUAGUAUCACUGAAUUGUCAGCAAACCAGGAGCAGGAAACUGUUCCUGAAUACGUGCAAAGCCUAAGCAUGGCCAGCCAUCUGAAGCAGGCCUCGCAGGCGGAGUUGGUCUACCAUAUGCUCUGCGCCAACCUUCUUCAGACGUAUCUUAAGGAGCACACAGACUUCUUCAAACAAUUCAACGCCUCAUCAGCCUCCAUUGAAGAUUGGCAAGUGGUUAUAUCAGCCUUGAUCCUACGCUCCGCCGGACAAUUACUAGCCAAUGGUCAUGUGAGCAGCUCCCUGCUGCCAGUUGGUCUACAAACCAAUGAAUUUGCUCUGCUGCAGUCGGACAUGUGGGAGAGUCCGCUUCAUUUGAGGCUGGGGCAGCUGCACAAUCUGGCCCGUUCGGAGCUAAUUACGGCCAUCAAUCUGCCGUAUUUGAGCUUGUGCAACCAUGGCUGUGCUCCUUCUAUUUCCACGAAGUUCGACGGCUGCUCGGUAGUUAAUUAUUCUUUGGGCGACUUGGCGAGGGGCGAGGAGAUCUUCAAUUGUUAUACACGGGAUUAUAGGAACAGCUUGAAGCAGCAGCGCUUGCAGGCAUUGGAGGAGGUCUACAAAUUCCAGUGUAGCUGUGACAAGUGCAAGCGCCCUGAUCCCGAUCAGGAUUACCUCGCCUUCCAUCGGUAUCGCUGUGAGAAGCCCAACUGCCGGCAGAUUUUUACACCAGAUGUAGAUGGACUUCCACAGAAUAGUCUCAACUGGUGGCUGCAUUCCCAGGUAGAGAAUUCCAUUGUUUGCACAGUCUGCCAAGAGCGGCAGCUUUUCCCCUGGUAUAACGACUUCCUGGACCUCGUUGAGAGCUGUGUUGAUUAUAGCAAGAGACAGCUGCUCUUCCAGGCGUACGAUGAUCUGGACAAAUGGCUAAUGGAGCAUCACAGUCUGAAGAGGAAUCUGGCCGGAGAACUAAUCAUGUCCUGCUUUGUGGAGAUAGAUGUAGGUUGUAUUCUGGAGGAUUGGGAGUACGAGAACCUGGCCAAGGUUAUCCGCCAUCAACUGAAGGGCACUGCGGCCCAGUGCGGCGCCAACUCCCUGGAGUACCUCACAGAGAUGACCUAUCUUUGGGAUUUAAUUGCCUUGAAAAAAUGCGAGAGCAACGAAAUGGAAUUGUUAGAGCUGAAAGGUAAGCUGGAGUAUCUGGCCAGCGAAUAUCGCGAGGUGUUUCUGAACUAUUACAACGAUUUUAUUGAGCAACAAUGUAAAUAACGAUGAUAUACACGCUAUAAAUUCACUAGUUUCGAGCUACAAGCAA
Drosophila kikkawai is the source of this 2360-nucleotide messenger RNA. RefSeq names its product SET and MYND domain containing, class 4, member 1 (gene Smyd4-1). Gene Ontology annotation, molecular function: histone deacetylase binding. Gene Ontology annotation, cellular component: cytoplasm; nucleus. The record is from RefSeq and is a predicted model, not a curated record. Lineage: Eukaryota; Metazoa; Arthropoda; Insecta; Diptera; Drosophilidae.